Molecule: messenger RNA, 1624 nt
Organism: Peromyscus eremicus (cactus mouse)
Lineage: Eukaryota; Metazoa; Chordata; Mammalia; Rodentia; Cricetidae
Gene: Gtf2e2
Product: general transcription factor IIE subunit 2
Exons: 8
Coding region: 136-1011 (291 amino acids)
Biological process (GO): transcription initiation at RNA polymerase II promoter
Cellular component (GO): transcription factor TFIIE complex
Source: RefSeq, a predicted model, not a curated record
CGUGCAGUGACGCACGCACGUUGGCGGAGCGGCGUCGCGGUGGUUGCCGGGAGCCAGCGUCCCGCCGCCGGGACCAGGAAGUGGAGGGCGGAGCCGGCUCCGCGGCCAGUGGCUGGAGCCCCCCUCGGCAGCAUUAUGGAUCCAAGCCUGUUGAGAGACAGAGAGCUAUUCAAAAAACGAGCUCUUUCCACUCCUGUGGUAGAAAAACGUGCUGUGCCUUCUGAGUUGCCCUCCGCCUCAUCCAAGAAGAAGAAAGCAAAGGUCGAACACGGAGGGUCAUCAGGCUGCAAACAAAAUGCAGAUCAUAGCAAUGGAUCAUUUAACUUGAAAGCACUAUCUGGAAGCUCUGGAUAUAAGUUUGGUGUUCUUGCGAAGAUUGUGAAUUACAUGAAAACACGGCAUCAGCGAGGAGAUACAUAUCCUUUAACUUUAGAAGAGAUUUUGGAUGAGACACAACACUUGGAUAUUGGACUCAAGCAGAAACAAUGGCUAAUGACUGAGGCUUUAGUCAACAAUCCCAAAAUUGAAGUGGUAGAUGGGAAAUAUGCCUUCAAGCCAAAGUACAACCUGAAAGAUAAGAAGGCCCUGCUCAGGCUUCUGGAUAACCACGACCAGCGAGGGUUAGGAGGGAUCCUGUUAGAGGACAUCGAGGAAGGACUGCCUAAUUCCCAGAAGGCUGUCAAGGCUUUAGGGGACCAGAUACUGUUUGUAAACCGUCCUGAUAAGAAGAAAAUACUUUUCUUCAAUGAUAAAAGCUGUCAGUUUUCUGUGGAUGAAGAGUUCCAGAAACUGUGGAGGAGUGUCACUGUGGACUCAAUGGAUGAGGAGAAAAUCGAAGAGUAUCUGAAGCGACAGGGGAUUUCUUCCAUGCAGGAGUCUGGACCAAAGAAAGUGGCCUCCAUUCAGAGAAGGAAAAAGCCUGCUUCACAGAAGAAGCGGCGGUUCAAGACCCACAAUGAACACUUGGCUGGAGUGCUGAAGGAUUACUCAGACAUUACCCCUGGCAAAUAGGGACCGUUUCUAUCCUCAGACAAGGUUACAGACACACUGUCAAGAUCUUUCCUGAGGUCUUGAAGCUUGAGGUCUGAAGACUUUCUGCCUUCCCAUCUGCUCCUCGGGUCUGAGGACAGGAGCAGUUGAGUUUACAGAACAGGAGCGGAUUACCAAACUCAGCUAUCAUCACCCAGCAGACUAGUGGGGAACGGUUCCUGUUAACUCCUGGGGUUGCUUGGUUUUAUAUUUUUCUAGAAAGACACAUAGCAUGGCAUGCAGGUGUCUCUGCUAUUUGUCUUGAUUUCUAGAUGGUUCUUGAUUCCAUGUUUUCUCGAUUGCUUUAGAACAGGUUGGCAGAUAGUGCUGAAUGCAAUAUUUCUUUAUUCCAAGAGAAAAUAUUUAUAAUAAAAUCAUUUGUAGGAGGAUCUUUAAGAAGUUAGGAAAUUCAGUUUGUCUUUCUUAAUUCUUGGAAAUAGCAGGGAACAGCCGCAGUCACUGAUUGCUUGGGUGGGUGUUUGGGAUGUCCCAAAGAUUGGAGUCAGUACUGUUGGCAAGUGUGUGGAUUUCAUCUUUGGAACACAGGGUAUGACUCUGGUUAAUAAGCUAAGCAAUAAAAUUACACUAAACGUAA